GUUGCGACCACAUCAUCACGAGGGGACACGUUAUAGAUUUUGGAGAGAAGCAGCUUACAUUGUACAGUUAUAAGCAAAUUCUAUCGGCGGGUUAUUGACAACCAACCUCCCCGCAAAGAUCAUGACACCCAUACUGCAGACUAGAACGCCACUGCACUUUCUUAACCCCAAUAAAGAUGCAUUAGUUGCUGAUUUUGUGGGCAAACCACUCAAUGCUCUGAGAACACCUGCCUUCAUCGUGGACCGCGCAGUGUUCGCAGAGAACUGCAGGAAGAUGCACGAGAAUGCCAGAAGCUGGGGAGCAACUUUUAGGGCACACUUGAAGACACACAAGACAGUCGAAGGAACGAAAUUGCAGCUAGUUUCGGACACCGGCAGAGCUUCCGCGGUCGCUGUAUCGACACUCAUGGAAGCUUGGGGAGUCGUGCAAGGUGGUCUCGUAGCCGACGGUACAGUCAAAGAUAUUCUGUACGGCCUUCCAAUUGGAUUGAACAAGUUGGAUGAUCUGUCUGCUCUACAUGCUGAGAUGACAAAAUACGGAGGAACUGUCCGUAUUCUCUUAGAUCAUUUAGAUCAAGUGAAAUUUCUGGAAGAAUACGAGAGGAAACAAGAGCAUCCGAAGAAAUGGUCUGCGUUUAUCAAGAUGAAUGGCGGUCUAAAGCGGGCCGGGAUACUUCCAGAGCCCGUGUCUUUCAAGGCAUUCAUGCGGAGGGUAUUUGCAUCUUCAGCAAUUUCGGUGUUUGGAUUUUACACCCACGCCGGAUACUCGUAUGGAUCGACAUCAGCGGAGGAAGCUACCUCGUAUUUGACGGGGGAAGUGCGUCUUACCAAUGACGCGGCGGCCAUGGCCAUGGAAGUUCUGGCAGAGUCAGAUAACAGAGAGGUCAACAAUCAGCCAUUCGUCCUGUCCGUGGGAUCCACUCCGACUGCUCUUAGCGCAACCGCGGCAGCAAAGCUGAAGAUGACAUCCAUACUCAAUGGAACACUGGAGCUUCAUACAGGAAAUUACCCCAUGCUCGAUCUCCAGCAGUUACACACAACCUUGAUCGGCCAUCCACAAAUCUCCCAGAAGGUCUUGGUCACCGUCAUUUCAUACUACCCCGGAAGAGGAAGUGACGGGCAAGACGAGGCCAUGUGCGAUGCUGGUGCCAUAGCUAUGAGCAAAGACACGGGUCGUAUUCCAGGCUUCGGGGAGGUCAUUGGCAAGUCAUGGAAGUUGGGAAGAAUUUCACAGGAGCAUGGUAUAUUGGUGCAAGUUCCCCCAGACCCAGAGUCAGGUCGCACAGAUCCUACGUUGAAGAUCGGAGAUACUAUCGAGAUUGUUGGGCAGCACGCUUGUUUGAUAGCUGCUGCUCACUCGUGGUACUACAUCGUCGAUUCGGAUGAAGGAGGUGACAAAGUGGUUGACAUCUGGGUCCCAUGGAAGGGCUGGUAGUUCCAGGACCCGAAAAGGGUACUGGUCCAGCGAUUUCUUAUAUCCACAGAACCGUUCCGUAUGUGUGACUGUAGCGUGCGUGGAUCGUCCACAGACAACUAGGCAUAACACAUACCAUUGGGAAGUGGAAAGGGACCAAACCUUAGAGAGCACAACUGUCACAAAAAUGAUUUACCUCUCGUCUUAUGAUCGCUCGGAGGUCGUGAAUGUGCAGGAGUCAGCGAAGCAAAGGCCGAUUCCUUCCUUUUCAUUGCUGCUCGAAAUUACAUGUAUGGCCAUGUAGCCGAAGACGACACAGUGGAAGACAUUGGUAAGAAAUAAAUUUUAUGUAGCAGCCAUGAAUGUGAAUUAGUGGUUUUGCGAGCGGAUCCCGGC
This is a messenger RNA of Suillus plorans, 1810 nucleotides long. RefSeq lists its product as uncharacterized. The record is from RefSeq and is a predicted model, not a curated record. The transcript has 5 exons. Gene Ontology annotation, biological process: D-serine catabolic process. Gene Ontology annotation, molecular function: D-serine ammonia-lyase activity. Lineage: Eukaryota; Fungi; Basidiomycota; Agaricomycetes; Boletales; Suillaceae. The coding region runs from base 122 to 1435 and encodes 437 amino acids.